GGUGGAUGCUGCAAUCAAGAGCUUAUACGUGAUGAUCCCCCCGAUGAGGUUUAUGAACUUAGUGGUAAAAAUUGGAGAAAAGAAUCAGGGGUGCAACAUUGCCGCUGGUGAAGUGUAAAGUUUAAACGUCAAACAAUACUUGUGGUCCGAACCGGCCCAAUCAGGACUUAAGAGCCAGCGUCAGACAAAGAUAGGGGCUUGGUCUCUUUAAAGUUUGAGGUGGCUAUUGGCUUGGCAACUAUCUAAUUCCCACAUCGUGUGGACUGUGGACCCCUGUGAUCUGCGCUUACCACAGCAUAAAACAUUCAUAUCUCUGGAACCAGUCCAAUCAAGGUUCUAAAGUUAAAAUCAGCAAUACACACGUCUGCCACUUUUUAGGGAGCCGUUCUUCAAUGCCAGGAACCAUACAGGUUUCAGUUCUGGGUUUCAUUGGCCUUGAGUCGUCAUCAACACCAUCACAAACAUCCAUAAAGGUUUCCAUGGGGAAAAGAGCGUAUCAAACCGUGGAUAAAGGAGACUUCUCUUUCCCCUUAGCAACAUUCCGUGAUAAAUUGGUUAUUGCACUUCAGGAUGCUGAGGGGAAUGAGAUAUCACAUACAGGUGUUGAUACCAGGCUGGUGGUUGAGAAAGGUACGUGGGAUGACCGAUUUCCUCUAGGAGGUGGACAUGUCCAUCUGAAGUUGCAGUUCAUUCUUAGUGAAGAAGAUCGUCAACGGAUUCGAUCUAGGAGAGAAUUGGCACUAAAAAAAAAGAAACACCAAGAACUUCCUAGCAGCAAGCAGCAUCAAAUGAGAAGAUCUUUUUCACAUUCAGACGUUGGUACAUCUUUGUACCUCAACUGCGAGGUCUCAGAUUCACAAGAUCGCCUUAUUCAGAUUGAGGCAGAGCAAGCUGAUGGAGUGUCAAACCCUCCAAAUUUCUUCGGAAUUGGAAAAUCAGGUCCAAAGGUCAUAGAAGAAACUCAUUCUGUUCACAGGCCAACCCCAAAUGAUACAGAUAUAUACAAACAGACUUCAACAAACACCCAUGUUCCACAAGAGUUUGAUAUCCAUCCGGCUGAAGCAAGCAACAAGAACUCAGGUGAGAAGGUUGAGACUCAAAAACCUUCCAUUGAUGUUCCCAUGAGAGCCAUUUCUUCAGAAGGAGUUUCAACAUCAUUCAAAAACUCUGGAUCAAAUAUUGCUGCAAAAACUAAGUCCAACACCCCAAAACUGGACAAAGAUAAGGCUAAUAAGUCCGAGAAGCAGAGCCCAUCGGAGAAAACACCUAGUAAUGUCAGGAAUAUGAUAAGUGCCUUUGAAAAUAGUCUAUCACAGGACACGAGACUUCAAAUAACAGUGCCUUUGGAAAAAUCUCAGCCAAUAAAGACUGGUAGGAUCGCAAGUCCUUUGCCAACAAAGGAGCUGCAAGAAGACCCAACAUAUAUCAGAAAAAGAGGAGAGCUGACUAAUUUUCCUGGAGGACCUGAAGGAGCUACACCAUCUAAGGAUAGUGGGCAGCUAAAGGGAGUAAACCCAGCAAAAAGUCAAGCUGACGGAAUAAGUGUUGAUUUGAAGAAUGAAUCAAAGGUUAUUCAUAAAGAAACUGAGGUAGAGGAAAAGGAGACAUCUUCCCAGGGUACGAUGAGAACAUCCACAGGUGAAGUGGCUUUAGUUUCCGAAAGAAGUGUUGAUUUGAAGAAUGAAUCCAAGAUUAUUCAUAAAGAAGCUGAGGUAGAGGAAAAGGAGACAUCUUCCCAGGGUAUGAUGAGAACAUCCACAGGUGAAGUGGCUUCAGUUUCCAAAAAAACUAUUGAUGACCAAUCCAGUAAACACCGACCAAUUAACUUGUCAGUCCAGAGACAUUUCAGAAAAGAGAGUUGCAAAGGUGUUUGCCUGGAUGAUUCAAGAGGGGAAGAUGUUCAUAAAUAUUCUAAUGAAAAACUGAGAUCGAGAAUGGCUUGGGAAGAUGAGCAUAAUUUCUUAGAAAGUUCUGGUGUGUGGAUAUAUCCAGAUGGAGUGAGUAGGUUGUGUAUAACAACUGGUGGGAAACAAAUUAUGGAUCUAAUGGAUAGUUGCUGGCCUGAAGCUGAAACCCAGGAAGGAAAUACGAGUUCUGCACCAUAUAAUGUGGAAGAGCUGCAGGAAAGUGUGCAUUCUAGUGUUGAUAUUAAAGAGAGGACUUCUCAAAGACAGAGAAGCUCAAAAGUUGAUAGAUCAAGGAACAUUGAAACUCCUGGAGGGCCAUUUGGACAGUUCCAAGAUCUUUAUACCUAUGAACUGCAAUUACACAUUCAUUGCUGUCUUAUAUGCUCAGCCAAGGCUAGAAAUGUACAGUGUUUGCACUUUUAGUUACACUUUGGAUGGUUAUGGCAGUAUUUGCAAUAAAUUUGCCAUCUGGCCCCUUAAAAGAACAAAUCCUGUUCGAUUCGUCACUACAGUUGAAAUGGUUCAAUUGCCAUGAAUAUUAUAAUUGAAGUUUUUCACUCUCCUUCUGUUUCAGUGGAGGAAAAUCGCAAUUAUGGUAGGCUUUGC
Molecule: messenger RNA, 2513 nt
Organism: Tripterygium wilfordii
Lineage: Eukaryota; Viridiplantae; Streptophyta; Magnoliopsida; Celastrales; Celastraceae
Exons: 14
Coding region: 393-2330 (645 amino acids)
Source: RefSeq, a predicted model, not a curated record